Molecule: messenger RNA, 2655 nt
Organism: Cygnus atratus (black swan)
Lineage: Eukaryota; Metazoa; Chordata; Aves; Anseriformes; Anatidae
Gene: PDE8B
Product: phosphodiesterase 8B
Exons: 22
Coding region: 1-2655 (884 amino acids)
Biological process (GO): signal transduction
Molecular function (GO): 3',5'-cyclic-AMP phosphodiesterase activity
Source: RefSeq, a predicted model, not a curated record
AUGGGCUGCGCCCCCAGCAUCCACGUCUCGCAGAGCGGCGUGGUGUACUGCCGGGACUCGGACGAGUCCAGCUCCCCGCACCAGACCGCCGCCGUCUCGCAGGGCGCCGCCGCCCUGCACGGCCUCUUCGUCAAGACCGAGGCCGCCGACUCCAUCCCCGCCGUUCUCGCCUACCGCAGCCGGCAGCCGCCGCCCUGCGCCGGGCCCCGCCGCAAGGAGCGCGGGCAGCUCGGCGCCCCCGCCCGGGCCAGGGCGCCCCGCUGCUGCGGCAUCGAGGCGGAGACCCAGAGCAGCAGCACCGGCCGCCAGGCUUCUGCUACAGAGGUACAAAUUGGGCCCAUGAGACUGACACAAGAUCCAAUUCAGGUUUUGCUGAUCUUUGCAAAAGAAGACAACCAAAGCGAUGGUUUCUGGUGGGCUUGUGACAGAGCUGGUUACAAGUGCAGUAUUGCCCGGACUCCCGAGUCAGCACUUGAAUGUUUCCUUGAUAAGCAACAGGAAAUAAUUGUUAUAGAUCACAGGAACUCCAGAUAUUUUGAUGGGGAAGAUAUGUGCAGGUCUAUUCGUGCCACAAAGCCAUCAGAACACACUGUAAUACUUGCUGUGGUUCCUCGCAUAUCUGCUGAUCAAGACGAGACUUCCGUUCUUCCCCUUCUUAAUGCAGGCUUUGAUAGGCAUUUCAUGGAGAAUAGCAGCAUAACUGCUUGUUACAAUGAGCUGAUUCAAAUAGAACAUGGGGAAGUACGAUCUCAGUUCAAAUUACGGGCAUGUAAUGCAGUGUUUACAGCAUUAGACCAUUGUCAGGAAGCCAUAGAAAUAACCAGUGAAGAUCAUGUUGUUCAGUAUGUUAAUCCAGCCUUUGAACGGAUGAUGGGGUAUCAAAAGGGAGAGCUCAUUGGCAAGGAACUCACUGAAAUACCAAAAAGCAUUAAAAACUGUGCAGAUCUUUCAGACACUAUCAAUACAUUUAUUAAAAAAGGAAAGGAAUGGCAAGGGGUUUAUUACACAAACAGAAAAUCAGGAGACAGUAUCCAGCAGCAUGUGAGGAUAACGCCUGUGAUCGGUCAAGGAGGGAAGAUAAGACACUUUGUGUCCCUUAAAAGGCUGCGAUGUACUAAUGAAAACAAGCAGCAGCUCUGCAAGAGUCACCACGAUAACAAGUGUACAGGAGACAACUCUCAGUCAGAAUCCCAUUCCUUCAAAUGCAAGAACAGAAGGAAAGACUCGGUUGAUGUUAAGUCAAUAGCUUCUCAAAGUAGUGAUGCUCCAAGUUUACAGACCCGACGGAACUCCUCAAUGGCAAGGAUCCACUCAAUGACAAUAGAAGCUCCUAUCACAAAGGUUAUUAACAUAAUUAAUGCUGCCCAGGAAAACAGCCCCAUCACAGUAGCAGAGGCCUUGGACAGAGUUCUGGAAAUCUUGCGGACAACAGAACUUUACUCCCCUCAGCUAGGUACCAAAGAUGAAGAUCCUCACACAAGUGAUCUUGUUGGAGGUCUGAUGACUGAUGGCUUGAGAAGACUGUCAGGAAAUGAGUAUAUGUUUUCUAAGAAUAUGAACCUGAGCCAUAGUCACCUUUCAGUGCCAAAUACCAUCAGUGAUGUUCCACCUUGUAUUGCACAGCUCCUGGAUAAUGAGGAAAGCUGGGACUUCAAUAUUUUUGAAUUGGAAGCUGUUACAAAUAAAAGGCCAUUAGUCUAUUUGGGCUUGAAAGUUUUUGGCCGGUUUGGGGUCUCUGAGUUUUUAAACUGCUCGGAAGCAACACUGCGAGCGUGGCUGCAGGUGAUUGAAGCCAACUACCACUCCUCCAACUCCUACCACAACUCCACGCACGCAGCCGAUGUCCUGCAUGCUACUGCCUUCUUUCUGGGGAAGGAGAGAGUGAAGGGAAGCCUUGACCACUUAGACGAGGUGGCUGCGUUAAUAGCAGCCACCAUUCAUGAUGUAGAUCACCCUGGACGGACCAACUCUUUCCUGUGCAAUGCAGGCAGUGAAUUAGCUGUCCUCUACAAUGACACUGCUGUGUUAGAGAGCCAUCACACGGCACUGGCAUUUCAGCUUACAGCUAAAGACAGCAAAUGCAACAUUUUCAAGAACAUUGAUAGAAAUCACUAUCGGACAUUGCGCCAGGCCAUUAUUGAUAUGGUUUUGGCGACAGAGAUGACAAAGCACUUUGAGCACGUGAACAAAUUUGUGAACAGCAUCAACAAGCCGGUGGCAUCUGAGGAGACCAGCUCACAUAGUGAAGGCAGCGACUGUGAACGUACAGCCAACAUAAAGAAUUUUCCAGAUAACCAAACACUGAUCAAGCGCAUGAUGAUCAAGUGUGCAGAUGUAGCAAAUCCGUGUCGCCCCCUAGAGCUAUGUAUUGAAUGGGCAGGGAGGAUUUCAGAAGAGUAUUUUGCACAGACUGAUGAAGAGAAGAGACAGGGUCUGCCUGUUGUAAUGCCAGUUUUUGAUAGAAACACCUGCAGCAUCCCCAAGUCUCAGAUUUCCUUCAUUGAUUAUUUUAUAACAGACAUGUUUGAUGCAUGGGAUGCAUUUGCACAUCUGCCUGUUUUGAUGCAACACUUGGCUAAUAACUACAAACACUGGAAAACACUGGAGGAGUUAAAGUGCAGGAGUCUCAGGCUCCCAUCAGAAAACAACAACUGA